AUGCCUCAUCAGCGACGAAAGUCUGGACCUUACUCUACCCACUCAUCAACGACAGACGUACGAAAGACUGUUGCUGCAACUCCUGCGCAUUACAAGCGACCAGCCAUGACCCGACGACACACUCCAUCCAGUGCCCAGAAGCUGGGACGAGGCAACCGGGAGUACACCGAGGUCUAUGAGAAUGAAAGGGAGAGCUUCCCUCAGUUUUGCAUGACCUGCGAAAAGCAAUUCAUCCCCCACGGCGAGAUGCUAUACUGCUCCGAGACAUGCCGCUGGAGCGACCAAGACUCGUCUUCGCAGCAACCGUCUUCGGUUCACAGCUACUUCAGCGCCGCGCAUACUGCCCAGCCCAACUACACUCUGGGCAAGCCCGAGCCCCGUGACAUUGUGCCGCGAGCAUCACCGUCGAGGCCCAGCUCCAUGCACUUCACAAACUCCCCGCCAGCAACGCCAGGCAGCACCCUCAACUACCACACCUCGGCCAUGUCUGCCCUGCGAUCGCUCAACAUGAGGCCGCCCAGCCCUACUUCGCCCACGGGCAGUGGCAUCUGGCCCUUCAGCCGCAGCUCGGCCACCAGCCCCAACAACUCGUACACGCGACACUCAUCCGGCCACACAUACGACCCGGGCUACGGCAGCGCCUACUCACACGAAGCUGCAUCUGGCGGCAUGGAGCGACCACUACCGCCACGAAACCCUGGCAGCAGCUCCAGCUCUCGGCCAAAGAGCAUCGAGCUGCUAGUCCCCAUGUUUUCACGGUGA
Trichoderma atroviride IMI 206040 is the source of this 762-nucleotide messenger RNA. RefSeq lists its product as uncharacterized. The record is from RefSeq and is a predicted model, not a curated record. Lineage: Eukaryota; Fungi; Ascomycota; Sordariomycetes; Hypocreales; Hypocreaceae.